AUACACUCUCUGGCCAACCAGGCUUAUCCAGUCCACAACUCCUUUCUCCACAGGGAAUAAAUAUGGGAGAGAAACGAACACCUAACUUGGUGAAGAAGGAGCCUGAGUUGAGAAUGCCACUUCACUUGGCCUGCCUCCUCCUCUGUCUCUGUUUGCUUUACCUCCCUCACUGCUCCACGCCUCAAAUUAUCGGGGGUGUUCCUGUUUUGUCAGGCCCACCAAGGAAAUGUGGGACCGAAGAAUUCUUCAAUAUUGAGACAGGCCAGUGUGGCUCCUGCGCCCAGAAACAGAUGCAGAGCCCUGACGAGUAACCUGCCACCCAACACACUCUGGGAAUCCAUGUUCCUUGACGACAGUUUCCUGAGUUGCAACAACACCUGCAAUGUGACGGCCUGCCAAAUUCUCACAAACAUGGUCAUUUUGGAAGCCUUCUCUUUACAAAACCGGGCCUAUGAUCUCUAUAUGAAGACCAAAAGCCAAGAUCUUCCAAAGCUGUGGUACGGUAGUCUUGGAGGAACUUCCCCUCGGAUGGUUUUUGGGAAGACUUUGAAGAUUGACUUUAAGGUCAUAAAGUACAAUGUGCUUGGAAAGUUCUUAGGCUGGGAAGACGUGAGAGGAGAGACAUUGCAACUCUGCCCUGACAGACAGAGUGUCCUGGAUGCUGCCUUUGUGUUUGGAACAUCAUACAGCCAGUCUUGCACCCUCGACGUCUCGGCCCUACUGCAAGGUGUCCCUGAACCUGUCUUUUAUGAGAUGUUCUUACAGUUUGAGGAUGAAGAAGGACGUGUCCGACUGUGGCCAGUCCCUGUAGAGAAUCCAGCAAUACUUACAAACAACCAAGCAUCCUACCUCCGAAGAUUCUUUCUGGUUGAUGGGCUCUCUGGCAGAAAAGUAAACCUGACAAAUGUCCCAGCAACUGUUACAUUUGCAUCAGAAUUGAUCCUCAGUGUAUACCUGCCAACCGGGACUCCUGGAGGAGACAACCCCCCUUUCCUGCUGACAGUGAAAUAUGCAACGCGGAGCAGCACCCGAGUUGCUCAGGUGUCAUUUUCAGUCUCUUAUAUUCAGGAUCCUGGAACGGCUCAGCAAGCUACAGAUAUUGCAUUUGGAGUCCUGGGAUUCCUUGCAAUCAUCUAUGCUUUGCUGGAGACCAGCACUUGGACCCGGCGAUCUCGACUUCCAAACAUAAGCUUUAUGGUCAUAGUGAAAUUCUUUGCCAACUUCAGUGGAUCUCUAGCAAAUGUCUUUUUCAUGGUCAGCCUUGGAAUUGGCAUUUAUUGGCUCAUAGUUUUCAAAGGUCAGCAAUUUUCUGCAGUUGAGAGGACACUUCCCACUGCUGGGAGCCAAAUAGAGACCAACUUUAUCAUCUACUUGUUGUCUGCUCUUGUGUUAAAGAGCUUGGACCUCAUACAUAUUCUGAUAACCCAGUUAACAGUUUCCAUCUUCCUGAUAGACUGGGAGAAGCCAAAGGAGAGAGGAACAGCAAAAGCAUCUAUGGGAUAUCAGAAGGCUACUUCCUCUGUGAGUGCUUGGAGAACUUUUCUGAUCGCUAAUGAGUGGAACGAGAUCCAGACCCACAGAAAAGUGAACCCUUCACUCCAGUUGUUUGCCGUGUUGCUGCUGCUGGAGGUGGUGGGGCUUAAGAACCUCACAUCAAGAGACCUGAAUGUGAAUCUGCACCCAGGACCAAAUGCCUAUCAUGCUCCUUGGAGCCCGAUUCUUCGGUUUGGGAUUGCUGCUUCUGUUUGGCUGGCAGUGGGGAUUGUACAGGUGCUGUUUUCUGUUGGGUUAUAUGAGCGGUUUGUAGAGGACAAGAUUCACCAGUUCGUUGAUCUUUGUUCCCUGAGCAAUGUGUCAGUGUUCAUUUUGACACACAGAUGUUAUGGUUUCUACAUCCAUGGGAGAAGUGUCCAUGGACAGGCAGAUGUGGGCAUGGACACCAUGCUCACCUAUAUCAGGAAGGAAGAGGAGAACCUCUGUGCUCUGAGAGGCCUGGAGGCCUACUCUGAUGUGCAAACAUUUGAGGUGCUUCUUACUGACAGGACUCAAGCAUUUUAUGACAGAAUAACUCUAUCUUUCAUGGAGGUUCCCAGAGGAGCCCACAUCCGACCUGACCUUCACAAACAGAGACUAAAUGGCUACUUUGCCUUGAACCAUUUUCUGGUCUCCUUUUUUGAACAUAGGUACAAAGAUAUGGACUACAUGGUGAAGGACAAAUUUUUCCUGGAGCGGAUCAUGGACAUGGAAUUCCAGGAACCAGGGGACAUUUCCACUCUCUAUAAUGAUGACCGUGCGUUAUUUAGCAGAACACUUUUCUACAAUCACGAACUGGUGCUGCUGCUCUUUGAAAUCCUUGUCUUCUCUGCUGUGGAUUUGGCAGCACAGGAUUAUGUAUUGUCAACAAUUGUGACCUUUGUCGUGCAAAAGUUUGUGAAGAUGCUUCGCAACACACUUGGAAGGAGGAACCUGGCUGAGAAAACCUUGGUGGAGAAGCUAUUCCUAAUCUAGAACUGAACAACAAGCUGUUAAUCUUGAUUCUACCUGUACAUACCCUGGCUGUGGGGUUGCAGCUGCUAAUUGAAGAUGCAGUGAAACAUUUAGGACACCUUAUCUGUUUAGCCCCAGAACUGUGGCAUGCACAUCUUUCAUAUGAAUUACAGAACUCUGCCCAGGAAAUCUGUUCUUGCUGUCAAAGUUCAGUGCCAAAGCAUGUGAAGUAGCAUAAGUGCCUUUGAGCAUUGGCCAUGUAUCUUUCCCAAAGUAGCAAUGAAGUGACAGCAAAUCUUCACAUACCUAUUUUAAGUUGCAUGGCUUCCCAGCACACAUGGGCCUUAGCACUUAUUGGCUUGAAAUUGUCAGCACUAGUGGGUGUGAAUUGGUAAAAAAGCAAAACAAAACAAAACGCCAAUACUGUGCUCCUGCAUGUUCCAACAGGACAAAAACAAUCACAGACCAUGGCUUCUGCUGUCAGUUGCUGAACAGAAGGUAGUGGUUGGACUGCAGCAGAGUGGCUUAAACUCAUG
Molecule: messenger RNA, 3023 nt
Organism: Lacerta agilis (Sand lizard)
Lineage: Eukaryota; Metazoa; Chordata; Lepidosauria; Squamata; Lacertidae
Product: meckelin-like
Exons: 23
Coding region: 340-2508 (722 amino acids)
Biological process (GO): cilium assembly
Cellular component (GO): MKS complex; ciliary transition zone
Source: RefSeq, a predicted model, not a curated record